This is a messenger RNA of Helicoverpa zea (corn earworm), 5223 nucleotides long. It is a transcript of the gene 5PtaseI, whose product is annotated as inositol polyphosphate-5-phosphatase A. The coding region runs from base 234 to 2453 and encodes 739 amino acids. The record is from RefSeq and is a predicted model, not a curated record. Gene Ontology annotation, biological process: phosphatidylinositol dephosphorylation. NCBI's taxonomy places the organism in Eukaryota, Metazoa, Arthropoda, Insecta, Lepidoptera, Noctuidae. Gene Ontology annotation, molecular function: inositol-polyphosphate 5-phosphatase activity. The transcript is spliced from 12 exons.
CUGUCAGAAAGGGAAGGGCUGGGGCGACUUGGGCGAUUUUACUAUUAGACAGAACAAAAUCUUCCGUUUUUAACGGGAAAACGUAUUAACUAAAUUUAAUAAUGUGAUGAACAGUAUUCCCAGUUAAGGCGUAUUAGCGCCAAAUAAAAAAACGGCGGUAAAACUAACGUUUUGUUGAUAAUAACCUCGUUCGUAAUAGAGGAAUUGUUUUCACAUAAAAACUCUCCAGGAUCAUGUUGAAGUUCAAAAAAAUGGGUUCGGAUAAAGUGCCAUUGCUCCUUGUGACUGCCAACGUGGGAUCUAUCUUCGAAGACCCAUCAGUAAUGCUACCAAUAUGGACGUCAGAAUUCCUGCAGGCCGUCUCCCGAAUGGACCCGAAGUUCAUAGCCCUUCAUCUUCAGGAAGUCGGCGGCAAGGCUUAUGAGAAGUCCAUGCAGUACGUCCAGGACUUCGUCCAGAGACUCUGUGACUGUCCAGAGCUGAGGCUCUUCGAUAAGAUCAGGAUAUUUCUGGACGAGGACUUCAGCUCUCCGGAGAAGUUUACGGCUCUAGGCAACAUGUACUUCGCCCAUUCCUCUCUAACCGACCUGAAGAUAUGGGACUUCGAGCAGAAGGCUUACGUGGAAGCCACAGGCAAGGAGGUCCAUGCUGGCAACAUUGAGAAGGUCACCACCAAAGAGAAGGCCAAGUUUCCGCAGCAUUUCUUCCCGGAGUGUAAAUGGUCGCGCAAAGGGUUCCUGCGCACGCGCUGGUGGAUCCGCGGCACGGCGGUGGAGUUCGUCAACAUACAUCUGUUUCACGACGCCUCUAACCUGCUGGCUAUUGAGCCUUUCCCUUCUGUAUACUGCAGAUCGCGGCGCCGCGCGUUACGUCACACGCUGCGUCACCUGCACUCCGACGUCAACGCGGCUCCAUACUUCAUAUUCGGAGACUUUAACUUCAGGACUGAUACUGCUGGCGUUGUUAAGAAGGUGACAGAAGAUCUCUCCGGCAGCCGCUUACAGAACGGCACCAACGUGGAUGCCUGUAAGCUGCAGUACCGCGCCCCUGGGGACGGCAGGCUGGUGCUGACGAUAGGCAAGAAGGAGUUCUCCCAUGUCGACCAUCAGAAGAUAUUUAGGGAGCCUUGGUUGCAGCGCUUCGACCGCGAGCUGGAGGCGCUGCGGCCGCAGCUGUACGAGUUCCCCGUCAAGUUCCCCCCCACAUACCCCUUCGAGGAGGACCCGCUGCUGCCCACGCACUACAUGAAGACCAGAUGUCCAGCCUGGUGUGACAGGAUUCUGUUGUCGCAGUCGGCGCGGCUGCUGGUGCAGACGCAGGACACUGCCCGACCUGCUGAUAAUAGACAUAUGCAUUCCUCUAGGAAGUCAGUGACAGACUCAACGGACAGCAGCGGUCGAGUGUCGUCUUCCGACAGCAGCCCCGCAAGGUCCGGCUCGCCUGCGAGGCAGAAUACACAGGGCAGUCCAGGCAAGACUUUAGAGAAGAAAAGCAGUAUGGCAGAGCUCGACGCUCUAUCCGUACCCGUCGCCAACAUGAACUUCAGCCGCAAGAGCAUCGCCGACCCCACCAGCGUGCAGCAGGCCAUCAGUGCCAGGAUGUGUGAGGCAGAAGGCACACGUCGUCGGCUGGUGCGCAACCAGUCGGAGGGCGAGCCCGCGCCCCGACGCGACCCCCACACGCGCCGACGCGUCGCUUACGGCGUCAUAGGCGACGCCGCCUGCAUGGGGGAUCAUAAGCCAAUCUACUUACGCGUGAUGCUACAAACGGACCGAGGUAGUACUCCCUGCUGCAACCCCCUCCUCUGUCCCCUCCCCGCCACCCUGUCCCUCACCUCCCGCGCCUCCCCCCUCCCCCGCCUGCCUACAGACCCCGACCUCUACGCCAACAAGAAACUCAAACUACCCCCCUCUACUAGCCACCCAGACAAAUUAACAGACGAAAACCUUAAACGUACUAGAACGGGCUCAUUAAACGAAUCUAUGUUCCGAAUACCACAUGUAGAAAUAACUAGUGCUGACGGUAGUUACGAUGGAAUUUACGUUAACGAUAUCGAUAAUACUCUUUUGUCUGUUCGACGAUGUGUCGAUCCUUAUACGCCAGAAAGUAUCGAUUCCCACAGCCCUAAUGUCGAAGCUUCAUCUGGUUCCGAUGAAUUAUCUGUCGAAGUGACAGAAAUAUCGACUAACAAAUCGACUAAAUUGAGCCGAGACAGAAGCGUUUCACCAACACAGUUAAAGAAUCGAUUAGAUAAGUUACUAUCGGAUAAAGAUGAUAAGGUUAAAUCGAUACCUGAAAUUCAGAGGUUGAAUAGUCGGGAGUCGUGUAAGUCUGAGGCUAGUAAAAGUAAAGGUGGUUUGUGUUGUUUAGCACUAAAAUGUUAUGGGUUCUGUAGGCGGAAGGCGAGGAAAGUCAAAUGUGAUUGUAGCGGCUUAACCAAGUGUUGCACUUAAAAGCUUAUUUUUUUUAAGUUGGGAUACUUAAACGCCACUUAAUUUUAAACUAGAUAAUAUCUUAACGUAUGGUAGAUAAAUCCUAAGUGUACCUUGAUAUAAGUCUGAAGUUAGGCAAUUUAGCUCGUCAGUAGUCAAUUUUAUUCUUAAAAAUUCUACUGUGCUAGUAUUCAACUAAAUUCGGAUUUGACACGUUACGUCGAAUGUACUAUGAAAAAUAAUUUUAAAAAGACUUGAAUUGUAGUAGGCGUUUAUGUAUUCCAAUAAUAGUAAUGUAUCUGACUCGAUUAGUUUUUGUUUUAGUCGAUUUUUUUAACGAUUAUUAACUUCGAAAUUUAAUUCGACUAUUUUUGUGUAGUGACGGUAAAAAGUAUGUUUUUUUGCAAUGGUAUUAUUAUUUUUUAUUUUUUGGACAUUUUCGAAGUUGAUAAUCGUUUGAUAAUGCAUUGUUUGUGCAGUUUUUAUUUUUCGUAUUUAAUUGUAAUGCACUGUUUUGACUUUUUUUAUUUUGUAUUAAUUUUUAAUAAUUAUUAUAAAACCUUUAAUAAGGUUUUGUUUGACCAAAAAAUGGUAAUAUUCUUACCGUGGACGCAUGGUAAUUUGAUGCCGCAUGCAUUUUUAACUUUAACAUAUCAAUGUCCUAUUGAACUUAAUUUAAUUAUUCAAUUAAUUUGUAUAAUACAGUUUUAGGUAUAAUCUUGCUACUAGUCGAAAUAAUCUAUCGAUAUAUCGAUUAGGCCCUCGAGUCACCACUCUAAAAUAUUUGACAGUCAAAACCAUAGAGUGUUGUGGACUUUUUUAAGACAAAAGCAUUAUUCCUAAUUUUCCACUAUUAUUAUUAAUAAUAAAUUAUUGCAAUAUUUUUCUUAAGGGGCGUACUCAAUGCAAUAUAAUAGUUAAUAUUUAAUUUGUUAUUUACUUAAUGACUCAGUUAAUUUAAUAAAAUCUUAUACCAAAUGGUUUGUAAAGUCUAGUCUUUAUGCUCAAGUGGAUCUUAAAUACAUACUCCUUUGGGUAUGUAAAUAUUUGCUUUUAAAAUUUAUGAUUUUGUUGAUUUGGUCUAGAUUGAAUACUAAAGGAUAAAUACUCGUUUUCCACCCGUCGUAAAUCAAUUUUAGCAGAAGUUACAAGAAAAAUAAAAUGUGAACAAUGGUCUUAGUUCUAUGACCACUAGAACGGGCUUUAUAGCUGAAUCACAAAAGAGUGAAAUAAAUGAAAAAAAAAACUCUAGCCUGGCAUCGCCAAACAUUUUUCGUCCAGUUUUGCUAAAUUCGUUUACUGUAAAGCGUACCUUUGAGAAAGUGGUUAUAGAAUUAACCAAUAGGCACCAUGUAUAUGAGAAAUACAAAAUCUUCAAAUGCAAUUUACCUGCACUUCUAAAACGACUUUGUGGUUCAACGGCUAACCUGACAUCUUUCUUUUACGAGUACUAUAUUUAACCUAGAACAUUUCAACAAAAUACGCCACUAAAUAACUUAAAAAGUAUUAUAAAAUAAUUGGUAUUUUAUCUGAAUUGGUAUUUUAUCUGAAUUAACUUAAACUUAACAGUCACUCUUAGUUACCAUUGUUUUUGGUUUAAAGUCACUAUUUUUAUUUAAGACUGGUAACACUUAUCUUAUUUAAUUUUUCACAGUGGUAAGACCUUACGAUCUUAUUUUUAUUUAUUAAAAAGUGUCUGUUAUGCAUAAUUUAUUAAAAUACCUAAGUCUUAGGAAUUAUACAAUAUUUGCGUCUUUUAUACUUCUAGCCAAUGAAAUUAAACGAUCUAAGGCACAUUUUUUUAACAUUGAUCUAUACAUGUCGACAUUUUUGAUAUCGAUAAUAGUGCUUUUGGAUUCUAUCGAUAUUAAUUUCUCAAGUCUUAUAGUUAUCGACACGCCAUUAUCAAAAUUAAAACUUUCUACUAUUCCUUGGAUAUUCACGUAAGAGGAAAAAAAAACUCGCUUGUAACGACAUAUUUAUAUAUAUUCAUAUAUAAUCAUGUCACUAGAACAAGUUAGAUCAAAUCGUUUAGUUGUUAAAGCUAUAAUAGGAAUUAAAACACAGACAUACAUAAUAUUCGCACUAAAUAGAAAUAAUAUACCUACUAAAAUAUUUCACCAUCAUUCUUUUCGUAGUCGAGUAAAAAGAUCGUAAGUUCUAACCACUGUUCACUUAGUGCCCUAUUUAUUAAUAAGAACCGAUCAAUUUUGUUUACUAUCCGUAAACAGAAUUACUGCAGAUUUCAAUAACCGAUCCAUCCAUUCGUCGUUUGCGACCGGAGAUUGUUUUUUGAGAUUAUCUUCAUGUAAAUUAAGAUUCUCUAAGAGCUCUGCCUCAUUAAGACGCCAUAGACGUCGCCGGCUACGUAAUCAAGCAGUUAAUAUUAAAAUGUAUGGAACCUAACUCACUUGACUCACUUUUGGUCGACCAAAUUGGAAGCGUGGCCACGAGUUACAGUUCCCUACGUGGCUUCUGUCUACUCUGGCAGAUUUAAAGUGCACCUCGCUCACAUAGUCGCUAGUGUGGGCGCCAGUCAGCCGCCAUUUUAGACGUUUUCUUCUAUAUCCACUAGCCACUCGACUUAGCGACCUUCUGAUGCCAGAGGUAGCCAGACCUGCGGCUUAUGAGGCAGAGCUCUAAUCGCAAAACAAUGAAAGGAUCGGUUAUUGAAAUCUGCACUUAAUCGUUUCUUGUUAUAAGAACGGGGCAGUAGUAAUACGUAAGAACACGUAUAUGUAAGUUAAACCUUGAUGAGGUGUCGAUUAAAAAUAAACUUUAUUUGCACUGA